This is a messenger RNA of Bacillus rossius redtenbacheri, 738 nucleotides long. RefSeq lists its product as uncharacterized. The coding region runs from base 227 to 544 and encodes 105 amino acids. NCBI's taxonomy places the organism in Eukaryota, Metazoa, Arthropoda, Insecta, Phasmatodea, Bacillidae. The transcript is spliced from 2 exons. The record is from RefSeq and is a predicted model, not a curated record.
AUUUACUUUCUUAAUACUUUUGUUUUAAACAAAAAAUAAAUUAUUGUAGUUUAAUUUUAAUACUUAGUUUUUUUCAAGAAUCUAUAUUCAUGUUUUGGCUCAAGAGCUGACUGGCAAGUAAUUACUACUGCAAGAACUAUUAAGCACUGUUGUAGAUCAAGUUUACAGCACCUGUUUUGUAUAUGUAGAACAUUUGUUCAUACUAAUAAAUAUUUAGUGCAGACGGAUGGAGGAAGCGAAGAGGCGAAGCCGACACGCUUCGAGGGGGACGGAAUGCUCGCCCCGGCCAGGGUCUCGCCCGGUGACCCCGGAGACGGUGCAGGAGCUGGUCGCGUACUACGCACACUGGGACCUGGACACCAUGGAGCAGCGGGAGAGGAUCGCCGUGCUGCGCCGGCUAGAGCGCUACCAGGCGGCCCGACGCAGGGCCGUGCUGCAGAUCCUGUGCAGGGACUCGCGGCUGCAGCACGACUGCAGCGUGCGGCAGCUGCAGGCGCUGGGCUUCACGGCCUUCGACCUGGCCGGUCCCGAGCAGCUGCAGUAGCACGGGCCGUCACCCGAGUACUCAAGUGUUCCAUGCUCGCAGUGUACACUUGAGUCAGUGUGCAUACAAAUAAGAAACAGUAAGGAGUGUGAAAAAUCUAUAAACUCAAAAAAUUAAUGUUUUGAUCACAUAAACAUGAUGACAAUAAUGUAAGGAAACAUAUUAUUUAAAAUAUAUAUAUAUGAAAACUGAAA